This is a messenger RNA of Harpegnathos saltator (Jerdon's jumping ant), 7361 nucleotides long. RefSeq names its product homeobox protein, cut (gene cut). The coding region runs from base 2073 to 7034 and encodes 1653 amino acids. Gene Ontology annotation, molecular function: DNA-binding transcription factor activity, RNA polymerase II-specific; RNA polymerase II transcription regulatory region sequence-specific DNA binding. Gene Ontology annotation, biological process: regulation of transcription by RNA polymerase II. The transcript has 9 exons. NCBI's taxonomy places the organism in Eukaryota, Metazoa, Arthropoda, Insecta, Hymenoptera, Formicidae. Gene Ontology annotation, cellular component: nucleus. The record is from RefSeq and is a predicted model, not a curated record.
UUUCGCCGGGGUGGAAAAGUGCGUGGCCGGAGGGAUGACUGCGAGGGCUGCAGGCACCGAGCGCUCGAGUUAGUCUCGGCCAGAACACAGGCCCAGUAGGAUCCCCGUACACGCACAUGAGCCACGAGUCAAGUGCGUGGAUCGAGCGGCCCGAUAAGACCGCUUCACGCGCCGCGGAUCAUCGGAGAGUGCACGCAGUGGCUUCGCAGCGGUGCAGACCCUGCGCUCCUCCUCGCCGCCCCGGUGUCGCACGCUCGAGGGCACUCGCGCGCGAGCGAGCGAGCGAGCAAGAGGACGCUCCGUGACUGUCAUCCUCCGACUUCACUUUCCGAUCCGCUUCUCUCGUGCGCGCCGUUUCUUCUCGCGCGCGCGAAGACGACCCGGAGACGACCGUGAACAUCAAGAGGGAGAGGCACGGGCAAAGAGAGAGAGAGAGAGAGAGAGAGAGAGAAAGAGAAAGAAGAGAGAGAGAGAGAGAGAGAGAGAGGGAAGGAGAGAGGGAAGACGACGCCGAAGAAUAAUCAGCGAGAACGGAGGAGAGUCUGUGUUGCAGCAGCUCUUAGUUUCAGGUUAGGAGCCUGCUAGGACGGGUCUCGUUCUCUCUUCUUGAGGUCAUUCGGACAAGAGCGGACGAGAGGGUUCGCAAACCGGGUGCACCAGUGGAACCACGAGGAAGGAGGAAAAGGGAAAAUAGGGGAGGACACUGAAAAACGCACAGCAGCGGCCUCUCAGCGCGCUCUGCUCAUCCGCAGAAAAAAUUGGACGUGAGACAUCAGACUCGCUGUAUCAGGCCAACAUCGAUGAGGCCCGAGAGACUCUACCGAGAGCGGAUUACAAAAGAGAAUAGAUCUCGGGAUCGCGAGUCGCAUCGAUCAAGUGUUACUCCGAGUGUCACCAAAGUGUUCUGAAUCUCCAAGUGAUCACCCUCGCGCCACCGAAGGGGACUCCGUGUUUGUAUCGGCGUGAUUGUUUUUUUGUGUAGUCGAUUGUGCAUCCAAAGUGAGCGAGUGUCGCGGACUGGGUCCUCGUUGGCGCAAGUGAGGAACAUUGCUCCAUUCGUGUGAUGCGGCAGCGGGAGAUCUGCUCGCGCUAUCGCUACGUGGACGACGACGAGGACGACGACGAGGAGGUCGAGGUUAAUGUCAGCGGACUGUCCGUGAGAGACUUUGGAUCCGUCACGAGUCCGCGGAUGGUCCGGGCCAGGAGCUCCGGGGCUACCUAACGGAUCACCACGCGACAUCACGAUCCGUCGAUCGCGAGACAAGAUCGAGACGCUCAGUACAGUGUUAAUGAUGUCGCGGUACCGCGCACGGUUUCGACACAAGUGAGAUUGUCGACUGAUCUCAGUCAGGAUUUCCAGCUGUGUCGUUGUGUCCGAUUCAACGUUGUUCAACGGGCUCGACGUCGAUGACAGGGUGUCACUGCGCCCCGACCCGAAUGACCGGCCCGGACCACAGAUCGACGAGGGAGAAACUGACCGAAAGAAAUUCCACGUAGAUCAAACUGAUAGAUAGAACGCGCACUGUGUGAGUGACAAUUAUAUGAGACGCGCGGGGAGAGUGUACCGAGCACAGCCGGAGAAAGCCUUCGAGAGGGAAAUUCAUGAAAGUCAAGUGUGCGCGAUGCCACGAUAGAGUGUCAGCCCGGCAAUGCUGAUCGCGAGGCAAUAACACGAAAGUGCAAGCUGUCGAGUGGACGCGUGCCGCACUUCGCGCUACGUCGUGGACUGCCAGUGAAAGACGGUACCGACGGAACCGCCGCCUGAAACGUGUUCCCCGAUUGCGAUCGGCAACGGAGGCGGAGGAGGAGGCGGCGGCGGAGGCGCCAAACGAGGAAGAGCAGUUUUGGGCCCGCCGGAGAAGCUCGAAGCCGUCAAAGUGGCUUCGUCACUGGGGCUCCAAGGGCCUUCAGCGCCGAUCGGGGCCCAACUACUGGCUACUGGUGGUUCGGAGGAUGCGCCGGCCGCGACCUUAUACCACGCCAAUCUGGUAGCCGGUAGUAACACCUCUGUCGUGACAGCGGCGCUCCAGCAGCCCAUCCUAGCGGGUCUGAACUCAGCGGCAUUGGCCAGCAUGCAGGCCUCCGCGGAGGCCAACUCGCUGGAUAUACAGGCCAUGCAGUCCAUGGACUGGCUCUUCAAGAAGGAGCGCAUAUACCUGCUCGCCCAGUUCUGGCAACAGAGAGCGACUUUGGCGGAGAAAGAAGUAUCCGCGCUAAAGGAACAACUCGCCGCGGCGAAUGACAGCAAUUCCAAGACUGAAGGGCACCAAUUGUCUCAACCUCCGCAGGGGAACGAUCAACAGCAAGUGCACGAUGCCAGCAAUCCCAGGAGGACGCCCAACAGCAACCUCGAGCAGGAGCUGCAGGCCAAAGACAAAGAGAUCAGCCAACUGGUCGAGGAGGUGUCUAGACUGCAGCAGAGCCUGCAGCGCCUUCAGGAGACAAGCGCGCAGGCAACGGCGCGGCUCGAAGAGGAACUCGAAGCGCGCAGGCAACACAUCAGCAGAAUCGAGAGCAAAUUGGAACGGCAGAGGGAUUACGACGACCUGAAGCGCGAAAUCAAUGUACUAAGGUCAGUCGACCUUUCGCAGAUACCAACCGGUGAGCCUGGCAAGAGUUUAGAACACCUUCUUAUGGAGCGUACCAAGGCGUUGCAACAAGCCGAGAACUUGAAACCAUCCAAUACACCCGAUGCACUCGGUGGAUUAUCGUCACCCCUGCAGCGCGCCUCGACCGCCUCGCCUCACGGGGUCGGAGGUGUGCCACCUACGUCCCAUGUGUCCUCCCAACAACCACCGCCACCGUCCCUGGCAGUUUCUCUCCCUCCACGUUCCACCCCGACGCCCUCUUCGGCCACUUCGACGACUUCGAGUCUCCUCUUCCCGCACUCUCUCCAAAACGUCGAGACCUUCGGCUCCUUCCUCGGUGAAGAAAUCGUCGCCAAUUGGAGGCGGACGUUGGAAAAGUCUUUCAUAAGUCAGCAGCAGCAGCAGCAGCAGCAGCAGCAGCAGUCGCAGCAGCAGCAGCAGCAACACCAGCAGCAGCAGCAGCAGCAACAGCAGCAGCAGCAGUCGCAGCAGCAGCAGCAGCAACAGCAACCGCCGCAGCAACAACCGCAGCAGCAGCAGCAACAGCAGCAGCAGCAGCAGCAGCAGCAGUCGUCUCAGUUGAGCCAAUUGGCUCAACAGCAACAACAGCAAUUGCCGCAGACUCAAGCGCACAUGGGUCUGCAUCCGCCGACAACGCCAAGUAGUCUAAAUCAUCUUCCAUCACCGACGGACCCGUCGUCCACCUCGAAUACCCCGGCAAAGUCGAACACGCCAAUCGGCAUGACACCUCUAGGUAGCCUAGACGUCGCUGAGAAGGCGCCGACGCCGGUGUCGGGACAUGAGACGCCGGCACCGCCGACACCAUCCUCCACAAUCGCCUUAACAUCGCCGCCGAGCUUUCAGCCGCCAACGUCGAUGAUAGAAAGUAGUACACCCUCGGCUUCAAUCAACGGCGGCGGCCUCACAGCUCACAUGCCCAACGCGCCGCCUCCCAAGAGCCCGGCCGAUCAGGAAUCAUGUCACAACAAUAACAACAGCCAUCAUCUGGCGAACAACAACAUCGGCGGCCUGAGCGUCCUCGACACGCUGAAGAGUCCGUUUCGCUUCGACGACCGGACGCAUCCCUUCCGAUUCGGCGACGAGUUCGGGGCUGCCGGUAUGGCCGGUCGGCUGGGCGAGUCACUCAUUCCGAAGGGCGAUCCCAUGGAGGCGAGGCUGCAGGAGAUGCUGCGCUACAAUAUGGACAAGUACGCCUCGCAAAAUCUCGACACUCUUCACAUAGCCAGGCGAGUGCGCGAAUUAUUGUCGAUACACAAUAUCGGACAAAGACUGUUCGCGAAGUAUGUUCUUGGGCUGAGUCAAGGCACUGUCAGCGAGUUACUCAGCAAGCCCAAGCCCUGGGACAAACUGACCGAAAAGGGCCGCGACAGUUAUCGGAAGAUGCACGGCUGGGCAUGCGACGAGAACGCCGUAUUGCUGCUCAAAUCCCUCAUCCCCAAGAAAGAGUAUGUUUCAGGCAAGGAGCAGGGAAUGCCAGCGUUCGCACGUGGACCACAGGAUAGUGGUCCGCCCGACAUGAGUGACGAAAGACUGGCUCAUAUACUGUCGGAGUCGGGCCACUUGCAAAUGAGGAGCGAGCACGAGGUAUCAAACGACGCGGACAGUAAGAGCCCGAACAGGAUCGGUUGCCCGAGUCCGUUCAGCAAAGACAGAUUGGACAGUCAGAACAGGAGACUAAAGAAGUACGAAAACGACGACAUUCCCCAGGAGAAGGUGGUGAGAAUCUACCAGGAGGAACUGGCUAAGCUGAUGGGUAGAAGAGUGGAGGACCUUCGCCCGCGAGAGUUCCCUCCUAGUGCGAUCUUUCCGCAUUUUUUCAGCGGUGCCCAGGGCGGCCUUCAAGGCAUCGAACGCACCCAGGAGGACAUACGAUUGGCACUGGAUGCUUAUCAUCGUGAGCUUCAGAAACUGAACACCGCGCCAGGGCAAAAUCCCUCGAUCACCGGCCUGCCGGGCUUGCCUGGGCUCCCAGGCUUGCUGGCGCUUCAACAACAAGCUCUCCAGCAGCAUCACUUGGCCGCAAAUGGCGGCGGUGUUCAAGACUUGAGCCUAGGCAAGGUGGAUCCGCGCAACAAAAUGAUCAAUGGCGUAUCGGAAGAGGAGAAAGAGAAGAUGGAGGAGGCGAUGAGACACGCCGGAAGUGCUUUCUCCCUGGUGAGACCGAAGCAAGAAUCAACGGGCCCUCAGUCGACGCCCGGUGGUUCCAGCGCGAGUUCGCCGCUGGGCAAUUCCAUACUACCACCGGCGAUGACGCCUAACGAGGAGUUCUCCGGUGCGGCGGCAGCCAGCCCUCUUCAGAGGAUGGCUUCCAUUACGAACAGUCUGAUAAGUCAACCGUCCACGCCAACUCACCAUGCGUCCAAUCAGAGGCCGCUGAAAGCUGUGCUUCCACCGAUCACGCAGCAACAAUUCGACAUGUACAAUAAUCUCAACACCGAAGACAUCGUGAAGAGAGUGAAGGAACAAUUGUCCCAGUAUUCGAUCUCGCAACGACUAUUCGGCGAAUCGGUGCUGGGCCUGUCUCAGGGAUCGGUAUCAGAUCUUCUCGCGCGGCCCAAACCGUGGCAUAUGUUGACCCAGAAAGGUCGCGAGCCUUUCAUCCGCAUGAAAAUGUUCCUCGAGGAUGACAACGCGGUGCACAAACUGGUCGCCAGCCAGUACAAAAUCGCCCCGGAGAAGCUAAUGAGGACCGGCGGCUACGGCGGCCUGCCUCGUAAGUUUAACUCAGCCUGCGGAACACCAAUGAAACCUAUGCCACCGACGAAACUCGUCCAAGAACAACUUCAGAACGCGGCAAAGGCGCAAGCCGCCGCACAGGCGGCUGCGCAAGCAGCGGCGCAGCAUCAGCAGGAGAAUCAGAUGCAGCUCGGACCGCCUCAGCAGAGCCCGCAGCAUCCGCAGCACCCGCAGCACCCGCAGCCGCCGCCGCCGAUGAUGCUAACACCACCCGGUCCUCAUCAUCCUCACGCUCAACUCAGCAUGCAGGAACUUCAGAAGAAACAGCAACAGCAGCAGCAGCAACAAAUGUCACUGCACUCGCCGCACCAUCAAAUGGCGCCGUCGCCUCUUCGAGGUCUCCAUCCGCACAUUUCACCGAGUGUGUACGAGAUGGCCGCCCUCACGCAAGAUCUCGACACACAGACCAUCACCACGAAGAUCAAGGAAGCAUUGUUGGCGAACAAUAUCGGCCAGAAGAUUUUCGGCGAGGCGGUGCUCGGUCUGUCGCAGGGCUCCGUCAGCGAACUGUUGAGCAAGCCCAAGCCGUGGCACAUGCUCAGCAUAAAGGGUCGGGAGCCCUUCAUCAGAAUGCAACUUUGGCUGUCAGACGCGCACAACGUCGACCGACUGCAGGCGUUGAAGAACGAGCGACGAGAGGCGAACAAGAGACGACGCAGCAGCGGUCCCGGUCACGACAACAGUUCCGACACUUCGAGCAACGACACCGCCGAAUUCUAUCACGCUGCCUCGCCCGGCCCGGGGCCGGCCUCCGCGAAGAAGCAGCGCGUUCUCUUCUCCGAGGAGCAGAAGGAAGCACUCCGACUCGCUUUCGCCCUUGAUCCGUACCCCAAUGUGGCCACCAUCGAAUUCCUCGCCGGUGAGCUCGCCUUGUCCUCGAGGACGAUAACGAACUGGUUUCACAAUCAUCGAAUGAGACUGAAGCAACAGACGCCGCAUGGCCAGCCGGAGCCACAAUCCCCGCGAGAACCCGGCCAGCCGUUCGACCCUGUCCAAUUCAGAUUACUCUUGAACCAAAGACUGCUGGAGAUUCAGAAGGAGAGGCUGGGUCUGGGGAAUGUACCUUUGCCUUACUCUCCGUACUUUAAUCCCAAUCUCGCGACCUUGGUAGGUAACGCUCUAAAGGAACAAUGUUCCGGCCUCGACCUUUCGAUGAGCGCGCUCAAGAGGGAGCCUAAUCAAGAGUUCGAGGACGAGGACGCCGAGGACGCAAUGAGUAAUUUAGGUAGCGAGGAUUCGGACGGAUCGGCUGGUAGUAUAAAGAGAGAGCCCGCAGAGACGCCGACAGCACCCACCACGGUCAGGUCCAACAGAAGAAAACCCGCAGCGCCGCAGUGGGUGAAUCCCGAGUGGCAAGAACCGACGAGAGCGGGCGACGAGGUGAUCAUCAAUGGCGUUUGUGUGAUGCAAACGGACGACUACGGCGUGAAGAGAGAGGCCGAGGAGACCAUAAGGGUCGAGCCGACUCCAGUGCAGGACAGAUACGAAGAGGACGCUCAGAGCGACGUCUCUUCCGUAUCUGGUAACAAUGGAGCCGACCGGGAUAGCCCGCUGCCAAGUCCAAAGUCCGGUCAGAAUAGUCCGGUGACGUCGCCCAGACCGCCGUCGGUGCAGCAGACGCAGCAGUCGACGGAGGGCAGUCCGAAGGACGUGGUGAAGCACGAGCCGGAGGAAACGUGGGAUUACUAGGACAGUGCGACACGUGAAAUCUCACGGAGUGAUCCGCGAACUCAGUGUUACUUCUUCGGACAGAGUCAAAACUGGAGCGAGGUUUCCGACGUGUCCCCGAUGAGGGGCUCACGUUGUUGGAAUAUGCCAAAACAACGCUUUGUAGAAAAAGGCGGUCCGCGAGGGCCACCGGUCUAGUUAAGUUUUAAACGAGGAAACCAGUUAUAGGACUCGGAGCGUGCGGCACCGAGUCCUGCCUACCACGAGGGCAUUAUCAUAGAGAGGCAAACGCGAUGUACGGGUCUAAAGAAAUUCUUGGAAGGAGUCACCGAGGAGGAGGAGGAAGAG